UAUACAUCACCUCUGAAAGACGGUUUACAAACUACUAAGACAUAAUGGAACGUAUGGAACGUUUGGGUGCUCCAACUAACGCUGGAUCUGCAUUGGGGAAACGGAAUGUCCGUGGACGCUCACGCGGCAUAGAUCUGGAUGAUUGGAUUGCCCAUCAUGGAAAAUUGCCUAUCAAAUUCUCAGAUGUAGCGAGGUAACCAAUCUCCACAAAUAGGUGCAAAUUAUCUACUGAAUGCGGCAUAAUUGUUCGUGACUUUGCUCCGAUGCAAUAUACUUCUUGGAAGAAAAUUCCUGAGCAUGAAAGAGUUGUUCUAAUUGAAUGUGUCAAUGACAAGUUCGAACUGGACAUUACGCGUCCUUCUAUUAAGAAAUAUCUAAAUGACUGUAUGGCCAGACGAUACAGCAACUACAGGACUCAAAUGUCAGCGCACUUCAAAAAGUUUGAAACUAUUGAAGAAGCCCGCUUGAAGCCAUUCGAGAACGUCUCACCAGAGAAUUGGUUAUGGUUGUGUGACCAUUUUUUUUCAGAGAAAUUUAAGAAGCGGUCCGCAGCAGGGUUGAACAAUCGGAAGCAAGUCGAGUACAACCACUGUGGGGGUUCUCGUGCGUUUCAAGUGCGCCUAGAGAAGAAAAAAGUUUUGGGAGUGCAAGCUUCCAAAAUACAAACGUUUCACGAUACUCACACGCAUAUCAAAGAGGGUCAGCGUGUUUGGAUAUCUGAAACAGCUCACGUUCAGUAUGACAAAAUGGUCGAGAUGUAUGAGCAAGGCAUUGUGGGAGGGGGCACUCCUGAUGAAAAUGAAAUAUAUGACGAAGUUCUGAAGAGGAAAUCAAAAAGACACCGUAACCGUAGACUUUCUGAUGAGGAGACAGAAGAACUCUUUGCACUCCUUGCAACGAAGGAUGAUAAAAUCAAGCAGUGUGAAGACCAAGUUCAACAGAUGAAAGAGGAUGCUGCAAGUUUUCGACAAAAUGUCCUUAAUCAAGUACUGGAUCGUAAUCCAAAUGUUGAUGCAAACUUGGAUACUAUUCAGGAAGAUGCUUAGUUCUUCAUUUUCCUAGAAUCAGUUAGAAAUUUAUUAAGAGUUUGUCUUAGGUGGAUGUUUAGAAGUGUCCCUUUUCAGUUUGUUAGAUCUAGUGAGUGUUUCCGUAACGUGGGUGUCAGUAUUUCCGUAAGUGUCCAUUUUCAGUUUACUUAUUUGUUUAAGUAUUAAGUGUCAGUAUCGUGUCUUUUAAACAUUUCAGUAAUGUUAAUGAAUGUCUAGUUAUUUU
Papaver somniferum (opium poppy) is the source of this 1272-nucleotide messenger RNA. RefSeq lists its product as uncharacterized. The record is from RefSeq and is a predicted model, not a curated record. Lineage: Eukaryota; Viridiplantae; Streptophyta; Magnoliopsida; Ranunculales; Papaveraceae. The transcript is spliced from 7 exons. The coding region runs from base 264 to 1046 and encodes 260 amino acids.